AGUUAUAUUUUUGCUUUACAGGUGACCAUGUCUCAUAUUCUGGAAGGAUCAAGUGAUAGUGUAGGUGGUCUCAUCAUCCGUAAAACCAAGAAAGAGGAUGACUUUGUAUUUAAGAAGCCUGCCAUUCCAGUACGAGGAUCUAUUUUAGGUUUGGACAAACUUGCAGCUCUCAAGAGGAAAAUACGUGAAGAUGUUGAUUUGGAGAAGAGUAAAUUAAAAAGCAGAAGGCACUCUUCUUCUUCAAGUGAUUCAGACAGUGGUGGUGAUGAUGAUGAUGAGGAUGCUGUCUACAGAGAAAGGCAAGUGAAGGACAGUGAUAAGGGAAAGGAGAGAGAGUAUCGUUCUAGGUACGAUGAGACACCAACGUACACUGGUGGCGUUAAUAAGGAUAUUAAAGAUAAAAUUAUUGAAAAACAAAGGAAACUAAAGGAUAAAUAUGUUAAAGCAUCAACAAAAGAUAGAAAAAGGGAAAAAGAGGGGGACCAUAAAGAGAAGGAUGAGAAUAGGGAGAGAAGAGGUAGAGAUAAUGAAAGAGACAAGAGAGACAAGCAUAGAUAUAGGGACAAUUACUGGGAUAAAUAUUACAAAGAAAGAAGUGAUAGGAGAGAUUACAAUGACAGAAGUGAUAGACAGGAUGACUACAGUGAAAGAUCAGAGAGAUGGAUUGGAUCAGAUCAGGACUGGUCAGAGAGAUUCAAUAGAACGCCAAGGUUUUCUGAGGCCCCAGAAACUCCUAGGAUCCCGGGUGUCAAAGAUACACCCUCGCACUCAUCCUGGGAUGAUGAUGAAAAUACACCAUCAAAAAUGUCUUCGUGGGAUCUGCCCACUCCUUCAUCUUCCUCCCGCCGCUUAUCUCGAGACAACGAUUGGUCUAUACGCAGUGGUAACUGGUCAGUACGGGAGAGAUCUCCAUAUAUAAAAGCCUAUCAACAUGGUGACAAGACUCCACUGCCUACCCCUUCAUACAAAUAUAAUGCAUGGAUGAGUGAAAGAGUAGGGAGAGAGGAAAGGGAAUUUGAAAAUGAAGAAGAAAGAGAAAAGUGGGAGGAAGAAGAAAAAAGAUUAGAUCGACAGUGGUAUGAUAUGGACCAGGGUUAUGAUGACACAAAUAAUCCAUUUUCUGAUGUGUCUGCCGAAUAUGAAAGAAAGAAAACUGAAAAGAUUGAGAAAAGUAAAAGAAAGAUGAGUGCUAAACAGAGACAAAUUCAUAAAGACAAUGAAUUGUGGGAAACAAACAGAAUGUUAACUAGUGGUGUUGUACAAAAAAUUGAUUAUGAUGAAGAUUUUGAAGAAGAAUUCACUAAUCGAGUACAUAUUUUAGUGCAUAAUAUUGUCCCACCCUUCUUGGAUGGACGUAUUGUGUUUACAAAACAGCCAGAGCCGGUGAUCCCAGUUAAGGAUUCCACUUCUGACAUGGCUAUUGUGUCCAGGAAGGGCUCAGCCGUUGUCAAAGCUCGGCGUGAACAAAGGGAACGCAGAAAAGCUGCAAAAAAAGAGUGGGAACUCGCAGGCACACAACUUGGCAAUCUCAUAGGAGUCAAAAAAGAAGACGAGAAGGAUGACAGAAAAAUUGAAGAGGGUGAAACUGAUUACAAAGCUGAUCAGAAAUUUGCUGAACACAUGAAGGUAGCAAGUGAAGCUAGUAGUGACUUUUCCAGAAAAAAAACUUUCAAAGAACAACGUCAGUUCCUUCCAGUUUUUGCAGUGAGAGAAGAGCUCCUCCGUAUUAUUCGAGAGAACUCUGUGGUAGUUAUUGUAGGUGAAACAGGAAGUGGGAAGACGACACAGCUAACGCAAUACCUUCAUGAAGAAGGAUACAGUCAACUAGGCAUGAUUGGAUGUACACAGCCACGUCGUGUAGCAGCCAUGUCUGUUGCCAAGCGUGUAUCAGAUGAAAUGGGUACCCAUCUUGGAGAAGAGGUUGGCUAUGCUAUUCGAUUUGAAGACUGCACGAGUGAGAAUACAAUUAUUAAAUAUAUGACUGAUGGUAUACUACUUCGUGAAUCUCUACGUGAAAGUGAAUUAGACAAUUACAGUGCAAUUAUAAUGGAUGAAGCUCACGAACGUUCUCUGAACACAGAUGUAUUAUUUGGGUUACUCCGUGAAGUUGUAGCUCGUAGACAGGAUCUAAAACUUAUUGUUACAUCUGCAACAAUGGAUGCCCAGAAGUUUGCCACAUUCUUUGGUGAAGUACCUGUAUUUACAAUACCAGGGCGAACUUUUCCUGUGGAGUUAUUCUUUUCUCGCAAUGUGGUGGAGGACUACGUGGAAGCAGCAGUAAAACAGGCGCUACAGAUACACCUUCAGGCUGAGGAGGGGGAUAUUUUAGUGUUCAUGCCAGGUCAAGAGGAUAUUGAGGUAACAUGUGAGCUUAUUGUUGAAAAGCUAGAUGAGAUUGAUAAUGCCCCACAGUUGGCUGUGCUACCUAUAUAUUCUCAGCUUCCAUCUGAUCUUCAAGCAAAGAUUUUUCAGCGGGCUCCUGAUGGACUUCGAAAGUGUGUUGUUGCUACCAACAUAGCUGAAACUUCACUCACUGUAGAUGGCAUUAAAUAUGUGGUGGAUUCUGGAUAUUGUAAAUUAAAGGUAUUCAACCCACGGGUGGGUAUGGAUGGCCUCCAGGUAUACCCAGUUUCACAGGCUAAUGCCAAUCAACGUCUUGGUAGAGCAGGUCGUACUGGUCCUGGUAUGUGUUAUCGUCUGUACACCGAACGGCAGUACAAGGAUGAGUUGUUACCUACAACAGUCCCAGAAAUACAACGUACUAAUCUAGCUAAUGUUGUUCUUCUUCUAAAGUCUUUGGGCGUUGAAGACCUUCUUGUAUUCCAUUUUAUGGAUCCUCCUCCUCAAGACAACUUGCUCAACUCACAAUAUCAGUUAUGGACUCUUGGAGCACUGGACAACACAGGAGUUCUGACCAAGUUAGGCCGUGCAAUGGUUGAGUUUCCUUUGGAUCCUGCACUUUCCAAAAUGUUGCUGGCUGGUGUGGAGAUGCAUUGUUCUGAAGAAAUCUUGACUAUAGUAUCCAUGUUAUCAGUGCCAGCACUGUUUUACCGCCCUAAGGGUCGUGAAGAAGAGGCUGAUGCUAUGCGAGAAAAGUUUCAAGUUCCUGAAUCUGAUCAUUUAACAUAUCUUAACAUCUAUCGUCAGUGGCGUCUUCAGAAGUAUUCCAUGAACUGGUGCAAUAAACACUUCCUACAUUUCAAAGCCUUAAAGAAAGUAAGAGAGGUGAGACAGCAGCUCCACGAUAUCAUGGAUCAGCAAAAGCUAGCAGUAGUCAGCUGUGGUAUGGAUGAAGAUUUAGUUCGCAAAUGUAUUUGUGCUGCCUACUUCCACCAAGCAUGCCGUCUCAAAGGUAUCGGAGAGUAUGUUAAUCUCAGGACAGGAACUCCAUGUCAUUUGCAUCCAACCUCAGCAUUGUUUGGUAUGGGUUACACUCCAGAUUAUAUUGUGUACCAUGAGCUGGUUAUGACAAGCAAGGAAUUUAUGCAGUGUGUAACUGCUGUAGAAGGAGGUUGGCUGGCUGAAGUUGGAGAUAAAUUUUAUAGUGUUAAUGAAGGAGGUGCAUCAAGGAUGGAGAAACGUCGCCAAGCCUUGGCUCACAAGGCUGCUAUGGAGGCUGAAAUGGACAGAGCCCAGGAUACCCUGAAGGCACGAGCUGAAGAGAGGCAACGCAAACAAGAAUCUUCACGUCGACAGCAGGUGUACGAUAUUGGCACACCAAGACGUGCACAGUCAUCUGCUCGUUUUGGUAUUUAAAUAAACAGUAUGUGUAUAUACAGUGGACCCCCGGUUAAUGAUAUUUUUUCACUCCAGAAGUAUGUUCAGGUGCCAUUACUGACCGAAUUUGUUCCCAUAAGGAAUAUUGUGAAGUAGAUUAGUCCAUUUCAGACCCCCAAACAUACAUGUACAAACGCACUUACAUAAAUACACUUACAUAAUUGGUUGCAUUCGGAGGUGAUCAUUAUGCGGGGGUCCACUCUACUUUGAAAAUGUGAAACAAGAAAAAUUCUGAUACAGGAGUAAUGUUCUCAUUUCACAUAAAACUCCUGUUUAAGUCUAGAACAUUGCUUCAACAUGUUUGGAAUGAAGAGAGGUAUAUCUAGCUGGUAGAUGAUAGGUCUUUAGGCAUGGUUUAAUAAUGGAACACAGUCAUUGAAAAUUUUUUGACUGUUUAAAUGUAGUUAUAUUCAAUGAAAUAAAGAUACCACUUACCAGAAUUGGGACCUUCUUCAUUUAAAUAAUUUUUUUUUUAUUAACUUGCUGCAAAAACUGGCUUGCUCAAGAUCAAGGCCAUUCCAUAUUUUAAUUAAAAAAUGUGGAUUUAAGAAAAUGGCAUAUUGCAAACAUCCAUUUUCUUGAACUGACAAUUAUGCAGUCUUGAUUAUGUAUUGGGACAAAAUAAGAUUUGAUAAAUUGGGAGCCAUCCUUUUAAGUGCCAGUUGCUCAAGUGCUGGUUUUGAAGUAUUUGCCUCCUAUUACACUACAUGUUUAUAUUUGAAAUAUAGAAUAUCUGUAUGGGGAGUUUUAUGUCGGUAUUUAGUCUUGAUACAGUAAACCUCUAAUUAAUGGACCCCCUAUUUAACAGGUUACAGAAACUGUGAACAGAAAACAUUGGCCAGACAAACUGAAUCACUGGACAACUAAAGAACCUGUACCUGUCCAUGACCUGUCUCUAUUCAUUGUUACUUGAGUAAUAGGCUACCCAAGUCAGUUUAUUGUCUGUGCUCAUACACACUUGUCAUUCAGUCUAAUAUUCUCUGGAUCUGCAGUGUUUUGUAAGACUAUUGACAUUAAGUAAAGUUUAAUUAACAAUGGCUUCUAAAUUAAGUGGUGGUGGUGCCAAGAGGAAAUGCAUGGUCUUGUUGUUAAGCAGAAAUUUUAAUAAGGAAGGUUGAAUCUGGUGUUUCAAUGCUACGGGUAAGGAAUAUAGUGAUAAGAAACAGAUAGUUUACACCUCAUCUUUCCAUCACAUAACAGGCAAGUAAAAUUGCUGUAAAUUACGUACUAUGAAAUUACUACAUAGACAUUACUGUACUCUACUGUACAAGCACACUACUAUGUACAGUAUUGCAUUUUCAACUUCAUAUACAAUACAGUAUAGUACUGUACUUUCCAGUUUUACAGGUUCCAAUACCCAUAUUAGUGUCCAGUAGUCUUCUCAGUCAGCAGACCAAGUCUACUGAUUCAAAACUUUGUCCAUUUGUGUUACAAUCAUGAAAAAUCAGUUACAUAAUUUGGAAUCUACAGACAAUUGGCAGUAAUGUGCAUCCCCUCUCCCCUGUUAGUCCAUUAAUUAGAGGAUUCACUGUUUUUUACAGUAACAUUCUUAUGCAAGCACAUUUCUUUUUAUAUAAUUUUUACCGUGUGUUUAUGUAGUCAAAAUGAAGUCAUAAUAUUUUUGUAAAAUUACUAGUUAAAAAAACAUUGCAUUAUGAAAGAUAAUAUAGAUGUGACUUAUGCAUAUUUACUUGCAUGUGGGUACCGUACUGUUCUGUAUUUAAUAUUAAAAUUAUAAAAAGUCAAACAUUUUAUUUUUUUACUGGACUAGUGCAUCGGCCAGAAAGAUGUUGCUGCGUGAUCUUUAGGAGAAAAACAUAUUUUAGUGUCUUUGCCAAGAAUGACUGAUGACAUACCAGUGAGAUUAAUGUAGCAUCUCUAUUUGUGUACAGUACUGGUCUCUUGAGGAAGGUGCCUUGAUGCCACUGAGGGGCUCUUGAUCCAAGGAACUGGAUUUUUCCCUUAAGGUCAAACCUAAAUGCCUUCCAUUUCCCAAGUACUGUGUGAUCCCUAUGGGUUUAGUGCUUCUCUCCCCCCUUCGUUUUUAAAAUAAAUUUCACAGUACUGUGUAAAAGUUGUUUAAAAUAAUAUAUAUACGCUGAAUGCAGUCAUGCACUGUUUUCACAGCAUUGUCAAUGUAAAAUUAAUUAUUAAUUUGUAUACCAAAGGGGUAUUUCUGUUCAUAACUUUACAGCUUCUUUCAUACAGAUGUAAACUAUAAUUGUAUAUAAAGUAUGUACUGAAUGCUUCAGCUAAGUUGAAGCCACAUUAUAUUUACUUAAAUUUUUAUUACAUAGUAAAAAAAAAAAAAACUGAAAAAUGGUAUGUGUAAUUUAUUCUUUUUUUUUUAAUUGAUCAUAAUUGAUAUGCUGACUGUUAUAAUUAAAAUAAUUAUAGACUUAA
Messenger RNA from Cherax quadricarinatus, 6180 nucleotides. The record is from RefSeq and is a predicted model, not a curated record. Lineage: Eukaryota; Metazoa; Arthropoda; Malacostraca; Decapoda; Parastacidae.